AGCCGAUCCUACUGCAGGGCCAUGAGCGGUCCAUUACGCAGAUUAAGUAUAACCGCGAAGGAGACCUCCUCUUUACUGUGGCCAAGGACCCUCCUGACGUGGUGGCUCGUGCCUGUGGCCUCAGCUGCUUCGGAGUCUGAAACGAGAGGAUCGCUGGAGCCCGGUGAGCUGAGAUCGUGCCACUGCACUCCAAGAAAAGCAAGAGACAGUUGCCGGGCGGGGUGACUCAAGCCCGUAAUCCCAGCACUUUGGGAAGAUCGUCAAUGUAUGGUACUCUGUGAAUGGUGAGAGGCUGGGCACCUACAUGGGCCAUACCGGAGCUGUGUGGUGUGUGGAUGCUGACUGGGACACCAAGCAUGUCCUCACUGGCUCAGCUGACAACAGCUGUCGUCUCUGGGACUGUGAAACAGGAAAGCAGCUGGCCCUUCUCAAGACCAAUUCGGCUGUCCGGACCUGUGGUUUUGACUUUGGGGGCAACAUCAUCAUGUUCUCCACAGACAAGCAGAUGGGUUACCAGUGCUUUGUGAGCUUCUUUGACCUGCGGGAUCCAAGCCAGAUUGACAACAAUGAGCCCUACAUGAAGAUCCCUUGCAACGACUCUAAAAUCACCAGUGCCGUUUGGGGACCCCUGGGGGAGUGCAUCAUCGCCGGCCAUGAGAGUGGAGAGCUCAACCAGUAUAGUGCCAAGUCUGGAGAGGUGUUGGUGAAUGUUAAGGAGCACUCCCGGCAGAUCAAUGACAUCCAGUUAUCCAGGGACAUGACCAUGUUUGUGACCGCAUCCAAGGACAACACAGCCAAGCUUUUUGACUCCACAACUCUUGAACAUCAGAAGACUUUCCGGACAGAACGUCCCGUCAACUCAGCUGCCCUCUCCCCCAACUAUGACCAUGUGGUCCUGGGCGGUGGUCAGGAAGCCAUGGAUGUAACCACAACCUCCACCAGGAUUGGCAAGUUUGAGGCCAGGUUCUUCCACUUGGCCUUUGAAGAAGAGUUUGGAAGAGUCAAGGGUCACUUUGGACCAAUCAACAGUGUUGCUUUCCAUCCUGAUGGCAAGAGCUACAGCAGCGGUGGUGAAGAUGGUUACGUCCGUAUCCAUUACUUCGACCCACAGUACUUCGAAUUUGAGUUUGAGGCUUGAGAAGCUGGAUAUCCGGCCGGGCGCAGUGGUUCAUGCCUGUAAUCCCACCACUUUGGGAGGUCUAGGUAGGCGGAUCACCUGAGGUCAGGAGUUUGGGACCAGCCUGACCAACAUGGAGAAACCCCGUCUCUACUAAAAAUAUAAAAAUUAGCCAGGCGUGGUGGCACGCGCCUAUAGUCCCAGCUACUCAGGAGGCUGAGGCAGGAGAAUCACUUGAACCCAGGAGGCGGAGGUUGCAGUGAGCUGAGAUCGUGUCAUUGCACUCUAGCCUGGGCAACAAGAGCGAAACUCCGUCUCAAAAAAAAUAAUAAUAAUAAUAAGCUGGAUCUCCAUCCGGGCCAGAGAAGAUUCUCACAGGUUUUGAACUCUAAGAAAUAAAUUGGUUUGGUAAUAAAUGGCUUCUGGUCAGAUA
Molecule: messenger RNA, 1550 nt
Organism: Rhinopithecus roxellana (golden snub-nosed monkey)
Lineage: Eukaryota; Metazoa; Chordata; Mammalia; Primates; Cercopithecidae
Gene: EIF3I
Product: eukaryotic translation initiation factor 3 subunit I
Exons: 11
Coding region: 305-1138 (277 amino acids)
Biological process (GO): cytoplasmic translational initiation
Cellular component (GO): eukaryotic translation initiation factor 3 complex, eIF3m; cytoplasm
Molecular function (GO): translation initiation factor activity; protein binding; RNA binding
Source: RefSeq, a predicted model, not a curated record